AUGCUUGGGAUCAGUCUGAGGGAUACAGUGCGGAAUGAGAACAUUAUACAAAGAACCAAAGUCACCGAUAUCAUGGAGCUUGUCGCACACCUUAAUUGGCAAUGGGUUGGUCAUGUAGCCAGACAAAACCGGAAAUGGACGAAAAAGUUAAUUCAAUGGAGACCCAGAGAAACAAGGAGGACCAUAGGUAGACCUCCAAAGAUGAAAAGACGAUGUGAAGAGAACAGCGGGCACCGAUUGGCAGCAAACCGCUCAAGACAGAAAUGCAUGGAAGAGAUUGGAAGAGGCUUAUGUCCUGCAGUGGACAACGAAGAAGAACAAGAAGAAGAGAUUCACUGGAAGCGUGCUCAAGGUAAGAAUGGCUAG
Messenger RNA from Dendroctonus ponderosae (mountain pine beetle), 366 nucleotides. RefSeq lists its product as uncharacterized. The record is from RefSeq and is a predicted model, not a curated record. Lineage: Eukaryota; Metazoa; Arthropoda; Insecta; Coleoptera; Curculionidae. Bases 1 to 366 code for a protein of 121 amino acids. The transcript has a single exon.